This is a messenger RNA of Ruditapes philippinarum (Manila clam), 3418 nucleotides long. RefSeq names its product enoyl-CoA hydratase domain-containing protein 3, mitochondrial-like. The record is from RefSeq and is a predicted model, not a curated record. Gene Ontology annotation, cellular component: mitochondrion. NCBI's taxonomy places the organism in Eukaryota, Metazoa, Mollusca, Bivalvia, Venerida, Veneridae. Gene Ontology annotation, molecular function: hydro-lyase activity. The transcript is spliced from 9 exons. Bases 110 to 997 code for a protein of 295 amino acids.
GCAACAGAACGGGAAAUCAGACGGGAAAUAAACAGGUUUUAGCCAGUACUCUACAAAACAUUUACACAAUCGCAUUUUAUGAGUAAUUAAAGAAUUUCCUGGAAACAAAAUGGCAGCGCAUUUCAUAACAAGAGUAUGCAGACUUCUAAAACAACAGUCCAAUGUUUCUGUGAAAAGAUUUUCUACAUGUAUGGCAUUGAAAUCCCAGGAAACAAAACAGUACACAAUUACUAAAGAAGUUGACGGCAUAAGGACAAUCGUGUUGAAUGAUGUGAAAAAGAGGAAUGCCUUGUCAUUAGGAAUGUUAAAGGAGAUACAGGAAAACUUGUAUAAAGAUACAGAAGAUUUAAGGGUCAUCAUUCUCACACACAAUGGACCAGUAUUCUCAGCAGGACAUGACUUAAAGGAAUUGACAAGUAAAGAAGGGAGAGAAUACCAUGCUCAGGUGUUUUCUACAUGUACAUCUAUGAUGUCAUCACUUCAAGAUCUUCCUGUCCCCGUUAUAGCUUCUGUCUCAGGUCUAGCCACUGCUGCCGGAUGUCAGUUGGUAGCUAGUUGUGAUAUUGCCAUAGCAACAGAGAAAUCAGGGUUCGCUACACCAGGGGUGAAUGUUGGUUUGUUUUGCUCGACACCAGCAGUUGCUGUCGGUAGGUCAGUACCUAGGAAGGUUGCCAUGGAGAUGUUGUUUACAGGAGAGCCAAUCACUGCUCAAGAAGCCUUACAGCAUGGACUUAUCAGUCGAGUUGUGCCCAAUGACCAACUGGAAGAUACAACAAUGAAAAUUGCCAGGAAAAUUUGCGAGACGAGUAAAUCUGUGGUUGCACUAGGGAAAAGAACUUUUUAUCGUCAAAUUGCUCUUGACAGGAAACAAGCAUACAAUUUAACAGAACAAGUGAUGGUUGAGAAUUUAUCCUACACCGACGGGCAGGAAGGAAUACGAGCAUUUAUAGAGAAAAGAAAACCAGUCUGGUCACAUGAUGAGAGCAAAGAUCAUUGAUACUAUUUAUAGACAUGUUUGAAGUUGAAUGGAAAAAUGUUUUAACUUGUUGCUUUCAUUUCAUUUACCUAUUUUGGUAAAUUCUAUUGGUAAUGACAGAGAUUUAUGUUACAUUUCUGAGAUGGUGUACCCGAGAUGUAUUUCUGUGUAUCUAAGAGGUAUUUCCGUGUAUGUGAGAGGUGUUUUCUGUGUAUCUGAGAGGUAUUUCUGUGUAUUUGAGAGGUAUCUCAGUGUAUCUGAGAUGUAUUUCUGUGUAUCUGAGAGGUAUUUCUGUGUAUUUGAGAGGUAUCUCUGUGUAUCUGAGAGGUAUUACUGUGUACCUGAGAGGUAUUUCUGUGCAUCAUAAUCUGAGAGAGUUUUUUGUGUACAUAAGAGGUAUUUCUGUGUCUGUGAGAGGUAUUUCUGUGUGUUUGAGUUAUUUCUGUGUGUCCAAGAGGUAUUUCUGUGCAUCUCAGUUAUUUCUGUGUAUCGGAGUUGUACGAGAAGUAUUUCUGUGUACAUGAGAGGUAUUUCUGUGUGUAUAUGAGAGGUAUUUCUGUGUGUAUAUGAGAGGUAUUUCUGUGAAUAUGAGAAAUAUUCUGUGUAUGGGAGAGGUUUUUCUGUUCGUCUAAGAGGUAUUUCAGUGUAUCUGAGAGGAAUUUCUAUGUAUAUGAGAGGUGUUUCUCUGUGAACCUGAGAGGUGUCUCAUUUAUAUCAGGUUUAUCUGAGAUAUUGCCAGUUUAUCAAUGUUCAUUUGAUGUUGCCAAUUUAUCAUGCAAAGUAGGCGUCAGUGGCCAAGUUGUUAAGUUGGUUCAUUUCAAAUCACCUGCCUCUCACCACUGCAAGCAUUAUCAGAUUCAAUAUGUGAGAAAGCUAUCCAGCUAGCUUACAGGACGUCGAUGGUUCUACUCAGAUGCCUGUUUGUGGCUGAUAUAAUGUACAGAGGGGCAAUAAGGUCUUCUUUCAUCAGUAAAUUUGGGAAGCCGCCAUUUAAUCUAUACAUGUACAUUGUUGGUGUGACGUAAAACUCAACCAAUAUAAAUAAAGAAUUAAUUAAUCAUUGUUCAUAUGAUGUUGCCGAUUUCAGAGUGAACAUAUGAUUUUGCCAUUUUAUCAGUGUACAUUUGGUGUUGCCAAUAGCACAAUGUACAUUUUGAUGUUGCAAAUUUAACACAGUUUUUGCACAAUGUACAUUUGAUGUUGCAAAUUUAACACAGUUUUCUGUUCAACUCUGUCAAUACUUUGAUAUAUGCAAUGUGUUUGUAAUUUAAGCUCUGAUUUUAGUCGAUACAUGCAUUGUAUAUUGUAAAUAAGUGAUGCCAUAAUUCAUAUGUCAUCACCUUAGUGCAAUAACUGGUUAACUCCUAUAAAAUUACGAAGGACUUAACCUGUUACUGCAUUAAGGUGAUGAUGUUUUUUUAAUUAUUGUAACAUUAAACCAGUUGUAGUUAUCUGGACAGGGUAAAAAUCAUUGCAGUUUUAACUAUUUUUAUCAAAUUUUUUUGAAGGUACAUGUAUUCUUGAAUAUUAUGCAUUGUUCUGUGAUAAAAGCCUGGUUUCUACAAAAUGGUUUGGUUUACAUAGUUUAUGUGUCAAACCAUCGUCUGAACCCACGGUACACAUUCUGUAUAUACAACAUUAAAUACUGCUAUACAGUAAAUAGCCUGGGUUACCGAAUAUGACUGAUGACAUCAUAUGCACCUGCUAGCAGAAUUAUACGGGUUGGCAAAAAAGGCCAGUAAUCUACAGUAAAUUAUUUAACUGUUAAUCUCUUCUUUGAGCUUCAAAACAUAGAAAUACAUUAUUUAAUUAGAUUUUAAUUGUCACUUAAUUUAUGACCAGUAUUUAAUUGUCAUUUUAUUUUGCACCUUAGUGCAUUAACAGGUUAACUCAUUUGAAAUUCAAUAAGAAUUAAUUCAUUACUGCAUUAGGGUGACAAUAUAUGACCAAUAAUGCUCUUUGUUUUCAAAAUUAUUUUAUAAAUAUAAAAAUUCAUGAGCAGUGAGCAGACCUCAGUAAUGGUGACGUUUAAAUUAAAACUGGAUGCUAUGUCUUACGGUUAAGAGGGUUAUGCUAGUAAUGAUAGAAAUUGCCAAGCAUAUGAAAGUUUUAAUCUUGAUAAGGUAACAUUAAAGCAGUAUGCCUCCAAAUUCAUGCUAAUUUCAUCAAAACAUUGGAAAUGGGUUUAAAAGUAAAUUAUUGUGAAGCGAAAAAAAAGUAACAUAGACAUUGCAAAGAACACAAAAAUCUAUGUAAAUUACCAAAAAGAGGUCUAAAUAUUCCAAAAUAAUCCUGUGUUAGUCAUGCAGUAGAAAUAUGGUGAUAAAAACUGCAAAAUUAGUCAUUAUUCACACAUUACAUAUUAAUUAUAACUUGAAUCUUGGAUCUUUUUUACUUUUCUUAAAUUUGAGUACAUUUUUUUCAAGUUUGAUUUUCUUGAAA